CCCAUCACCUCACACAGUGUGACACGUGUGUGAUGUGGUGUGUGACUGGAUGCAGUGUCGCUCGAUGACAGAACGCACUGCAUCUUGAUCCCACCAAGUCGAGAGAUGAUCAGGCAGUCACACACAUGCAGACACCGCAACGAGUACAUGUACAUGAAUACCUGACAGAAUGAACCAAUGCAGAGAGCUGAUUGAGUGGUAUAAUCGCAGAGACAGCAAGUCAGAGGCAGUAGCAGACACGUGAACGGAUGGACCGCAGCUAAGCAAAUCGUAUAAAUGGUCAGCGAGUCAGAGAGAGACGCGCGGCUGUAUGAGAAAAUUCGUGCCUUCGGGUCAGCACGCUCACCUCAGACACGUGAAUGGAUGGACCGCAGCUAAGCAAAUCGUAUAAAUGGUCAGCGAGUCAGAGAGACGCAGAGACGUGAGUGGAUGGACGGUCUGACAGCGCCCUCACACCACAGACACGUGCGCGACACAUAAUCCCUCUCCCUUGGACUUAUGUGCCCUGAAGAGCCUGAAGAGUCGUGCGCCGGCUCCUCAGUCGCUCGGCCAUAGCGGGUGUCUUCGUCGUGGAGACGACCAUGGACUCAAAUCCGGGCGGGAGCAGGGUCCAUCCCGUCGACUCGUAGAAGUCCCUACAAGUACAUGACUUCGUGUCACACCAGACAUGAAGCAUGGAGGGGUCACACUCACCAGACGACGAGGUCCUUGGAGGCCUUUAGGCACCUUCCUGAUCAGCGGUCCGCCUGUGGCCGGAGGGCUACGGCUAUGUCGCAGACGUUGAUGCCGACGAGCGCCACCUCAGUAUCACUGCCCCACUCGAUCACGACGGCGAAGAUAAGACUCACCACUGAUGCACACCAGCACGCCGACUGAGUGUGGAGACACAAUCACUCAGACGGCCGAAUGCUUUACCUGAGUCGCGACGUAUGGCAUCAAUGUCCGGCGCACACUUGAGGGUCAUAAAUGACCGCCACCAGAGUUUGUUGGUCACCAUACGACACCCCUCCAUGGGGUCCCAUCUGUCGCACACCUGACAACCGACGAACGGCGAGUGCAUCGUGGCCUAGACAGUGUGGUGUACCUCGAUUUCGUUGUAGUUGCUUCCGCGGAGAUACAAAAGAGGUAUGUCGAUGUCCGUAGAGACCAAGAUCAGGCGGUGAGUGGGGCUGGACCAUUGAGCAGUGCCCCCGUCGCUGUAUGACCCAGUGUCCUGCACACAUGAGCAAGGCAUCGAGUGGAUACGUCCAUAUGUACUUUGUGUGCGCACCUUCCAGACCCGUCCCGCGUCUGCCACGAGUUGGUCAGCCUCGGCCGGACAUAGAUGGAGAGUCAGCUUGCCCGCCAGCCUGCCCUGGCCCGAAUUGACAUCCCUCACGCGCUGUCGGAACCAGUCCAGCAAUGCAGACGGACACAGUCCAGCGAUGCCAGAUAGAAAGCUGGAAGGAAGUGAUUCUCCUACCUUCACCAUUUGCUUCAUAAACCCCCGCUUCCUCUCUGCGUAUUCUGCCGGGUCAACCGGCUUCCAGUACUUGAUGCCGAUGUCCCCGGCGUCGAUCAUCAGCAGCAUCGCCGACUCAGGAUGGUGCUCUACAAGUGGCUCCAGCGACUUGAGCAUCGUGUUGAAGCGUGGCAUGCCGUCAACGAGCAUGAGACCCCCUCUUUCCCCCGGCAUCACGGUGUAGGCCUGACGGUGCACACAGCUGCUGUGUGCAAAAUGCACACACGACGGAGACCCUUCCUUACGUCGACGACCACGAGGACCGGCAUGUUUGACGUCAAAUCCGCGAUAGAGCGCUGGACGGCUUGGACCUGCGGCCGAGUGUGACUCGUCAGACCCCUCCGGUCCGGUCGCCUCGUAUUUGAUUGUCGAUGUCGUCCUCUCAGCUUCAACUUGGCCAACAGGCCGCUCAUGUCUGUCAGUCACACAAAGCGUGCCGCGCGGUCCAUCUGCCCGUCACACGCAGCCCACCUGAAAGCGCCGUCUUGACCUUGGCCACGUCGGCAGGGGUGACCUCUCUCCCACCCUCGCCCCAACCGAGUGCUAUCGUCAGGGCGCCCUUGGCUCUGUCUUGGAUGUCAAAUUCCUCAGCGGCGGAGGUGCUCUGCUGGCCGUCGCCUUCGUCGUCGUCGCUCUCGUCCAUGGGGACCUUGUCACCACCGAAGGCCCCAGCCUGGGACUGUCGGAUCUGCUCGUACAGCUGGUUGAAGCCAUGCUUUGCGCUCAAGCUUGGGUGCUGGUGGGCGAGGACAAAGAGCUGGUUCUUGAUUUCUUGCAUAAUCAUCGC
This is a messenger RNA of Vitrella brassicaformis, 2288 nucleotides long. The record is from the annotation of a GenBank genome assembly. NCBI's taxonomy places the organism in Eukaryota, Vitrellaceae.